Molecule: messenger RNA, 3793 nt
Organism: Alosa alosa (allis shad)
Lineage: Eukaryota; Metazoa; Chordata; Actinopteri; Clupeiformes; Clupeidae
Gene: cdh4
Product: cadherin 4, type 1, R-cadherin (retinal)
Exons: 17
Biological process (GO): cell-cell junction assembly; multicellular organism development; adherens junction organization
Cellular component (GO): adherens junction; catenin complex; plasma membrane
Molecular function (GO): calcium ion binding; cadherin binding
Source: RefSeq, a predicted model, not a curated record
UGUCAACUCAGGACGGUUCUCUCACACAGAGCGCUGCCUAACACGUUCAACUCAGCUUUUCAGAGGAGUCCUACAGGGAACUAAUUACAAAUUAGAGGAGAAGAAUCAUCAGCUCCCGAGUUGUAUUUUUGCACUCCCCUGUGAGAUUACGAAAAUGAAAAUUGAUUUCGCUCUCAUACUGGCGUGCACCUUACUUGUGGGCACAUCUUGGGGGAGGGGUGGAGGAGGAGGAGGAGGAGGUGUGCUGCCGGAUGGGCCGUGCAGGUCGGGCUUCUCCGAGAGCUUCUACACGGUGUUCAUCCCACAGGACCUGCUGCACGGCCAGAGCAUCCUCAGAGAUACCCUAUUGGCAGCAGAACGCGUGAAGUUUGAAGGUUGCCAUGUCGUCGACUUACUUGGCUUCGAGAGCAGCGACCCGAACUACAGCGUGCAGCCGGACGGUUCCGUGUACGCUGAGAAAGAUGUGGCGAACCUGACGGAGCCGGUCCAGUUCAUGGUGACAGCACGUGGGCGUAGCCUGGAGGCGCAUAUCUGGGAGACGACAGUCAAGCUGGCCCUGGCAGGACACCCGUCUCAGAUAGGAGAGGGCGGAGCCUUCCCACGGCACCACCUGCUGCCGCGGGUCAUCUCGUUUCCACGGCGACGCAACUCUCCUCUCUCACUGCGUCGGCAGAAGAGAGACUGGGUCAUCCCACCCAUCAACGUGCCGGAGAACUCCAGAGGACCCUUUCCGCAGAUGCUUGUCAGGAUUCGCUCAGAUAAGGACCGAGACACCCAGAUCCGCUACAGCAUUACAGGAGCUGGCGCUGACCAGCCCCCCACCGACGUGUACAACAUCGACCCUGUGGCCGGGAAGAUGUAUGUCACCAGGCCCCUGGACCGCGAGGAGAGGGCCUCCUACCAUGUGAAAGCCCAUGCCGUGGAUAUGAACGGAAUCCAGGUGGAGAGCCCCAUUGACCUGUACAUCUAUGUCAUCGACAUGAACGACAACAGACCAGAGUUCCAGAACCAGGUGUACAACGGCUCUGUGGCCGAGGGCAGCAAACCAGGUACUCCUGUCAUGCGGGUGACCGCCCACGAUGCGGACGACGACACCACGACCAACGGGAUCAUUCAGUACCGCAUCCUGUCGGAGACGCCGCACAGCGCCGCUCACAUGUUCACCAUCAACGGGGACACGGGAGACAUCGUCACCGUGGCAGCGGGCCUGGACAGGGAGAGAGUGCCCCAGUACAUGCUUAUAGUCCAGGCCACAGACAUGGAAGGCAGCCAGACCAUCGGCCUGUCCAACACUGCCACGGCCCUGAUCACAGUGAGGGACAUCAACGACAACCCGCCAGAGAUGACCUCCCGCACGUUCUCAGGGGAAGUCCAGGAAAACUCAGUGAACGUUGUGGUUGCGAACAUAACGGUGACGGAUCGUGACCAGCCGGACACUCCAAACUGGAGAGCGGUCUAUAAGAUUGUUCAUGGGGACCCCCAGGGCCACUUCGCCAUCAACACAAACCACGUUACUAAUGAUGGCAUGGUGACGGUUGUUAAGCCGGUGGACUUUGAGAACAACCGCUCGUUCAUGCUGACCGUGGUGGUGUUCAACCCCGUGGAGCUGGCCAAGGGCAUCCAGUCGUCGCCCGAGUCCACAGCCGGCGUCAGCAUCUCCGUGCGCGACGUCAACGAGCCUCCAUACUUCCCCUCCAACCCCACCAUGAUCGCUUGAGGAGGCGUCCCUUGUGCCAUCAUCACCGGCCUGUUCAGUCUGAAUGACACACCUGUGUUUGUUCUCAGGUACUCCAAGCUGUCCGACCCAGCCAACUGGCUACGGAUCAACACGUCAAAUGGGGAGAUCACCACGCUGGCUACCCUGGACAGAGAGUCCCCUUACGUGAAGAAUAACAUCUACGAGGCCACCUUCCUCGCAGCUGAUGAUGGCAGGCCCUCGGCCACGGGCACAGGCACGCUGCAGAUCUACCUGACCGACGUGAACGACAACGCCCCCACGCUGCAGCCCAGGGAAGCACAGGUGUGCGAGCGCUCGCGCUACGGCUCCCGGGUCAACCUGACAGCCUCGGACCCCGACGCUGACCAGAGCGCCGGACCCUUCAACUUCGAGCUGCCCCCCUAUCCUCCUUCUGUGCGCCGCAACUGGACCAUCGCACAGUUCAAUGGGCCGCUGCGGGGCUACUAUGUGCAGCUGCGGCUGAAGCUGCACUACCUGCAGGCGGGCAUGUACAGCGUGCCGGUGCUGGUGACCGACUCGGGCAACCCGCCCAUGUCUAACCGCUCGAUGCUGAGGGUCAAGGUGUGUCCGUGCGACGUCGACGGCUACUGCACGGCCGUGGGAGCGGUGGCGGCCGCUGGACUGGGCACCGGAGCCAUCAUUGCCAUCCUCAUCUGCAUCAUUAUACUGCUGAGUAUGGUGCUGCUCUUUGUGGUGUGGAUGAAGAGGCGGGAAAAAGAGAGACAGACGAAGCCACUCCUCAUCGACCCAGAGGACGACGUGAGGGACAACAUCCUGAAAUACGACGAGGAAGGGGGAGGAGAGGAGGACCAGGACUAUGACCUGAGCCAGCUACAGCAGCCUGAGUCCCUUGACCACAUCAUGGCCAAGCCGGUAGGAGUGAGGAGAGUGGAUGAGAGGCCCGUGAUUGCUGAGUCCCAGUACCCAGCCCGGUCCACCCUACCCCACCCCGGGGACAUAGGAGACUUCAUCAAUGAUGGCCUGCGGGCGGCAGAUAACGACCCCACGGCCCCACCGUACGACUCACUGCUGGUGUUCGACUACGAGGGCAGCGGCUCCACGGCCGGCUCGGUCAGCUCGCUGGACACAUCCAGCUCCGACGACCAGGACUACGACUACCUCAACGAUUGGGGGCCACGCUUCAAGAAGCUGGCUGACCUCUAUGCUGGCGGGGAGGAGGACUGAGGACCCUCCCGUUACCCCACCUACACCCACCACCCACCACCCACCACACGGACACACACACACACACACACACAAUCACACACACACACACACACACACCCAACAGCCCCCCUUACCCCGGCCCAAAAUCACCCACUCCAGCCUGGGGGAGAGAAGAGGAAGAAGAGGGGUAGGAGAGGGAGGAGGAGAAGGAGGAGGAGGAGGAGAGCGGAGAUGUUUGGGGAUUGACACCACCGAGAGGGAGAAAUGGACACAGCCAAUGGGCUAGCCAGCUAAUGUGCUAGCCAGUGUAUAGUGCAUUGAGCAUGUGCUGUAGAAUGGCCUAUGGUGACCUGCGAUUCAGCUCUGGUUUUUCAAUCAGUCUUUUUUGUGUGUGGCUUUGAAUGUUUUUGUCUUUUUUGACCAGUUUUUCCUCAAUUGCAGAGUUAAUGGCAACAGAGUGAUGGUAUAUGCUCGCUGAGAGAUUUUUUUGAAUGUUUUGUUUUGUGCAUCUUCCUUUUGUGUGUGGUAGGCUUUAUCACUGGAGGGAAUCGGGGGUGUAAGACCAUAACACUCCCUCUCUCCCUCCUCGCUCUAUCUCUCUUUCAACUUGAAUUUGAUUGGAGCAGAAGCACUGUCGUUUCUAAAGUGCCUUUUGUGGUGUGUUUUCUACUGGAUUCCUGCCAUCUCAGGGUCAGUUGCCAUCUUCAGAAAACUCUGUUCUCUCUCUUUUUUUUUUUUUGCUCUUUCUUUCUGGUGGGUUUUGUUCAACACAUCUCCCUUGUUAGUCUCCUCUCUCCAACCCCCCAUACAUUUGCCUUUUAUUGCCCUCUAUCUCUUCCUCCCUCGCUCUCUCUCUCUCUCUCUCUCUCUCGCUUGCUCUCUCCUCUC